Messenger RNA from Drosophila willistoni, 2588 nucleotides. Its product is annotated as transmembrane protein 165. Gene Ontology annotation, molecular function: manganese ion transmembrane transporter activity; calcium ion transmembrane transporter activity. The transcript has 7 exons. The coding region runs from base 441 to 2024 and encodes 527 amino acids. Gene Ontology annotation, cellular component: Golgi apparatus. Gene Ontology annotation, biological process: Golgi calcium ion transport; manganese ion transmembrane transport; Golgi calcium ion homeostasis. Lineage: Eukaryota; Metazoa; Arthropoda; Insecta; Diptera; Drosophilidae. The record is from RefSeq and is a predicted model, not a curated record.
GUAAUUUAAUUAAACUCAAGAACAAUCUAAUUGAAUUAUAAUAUGCAAUUGACUCAAUUACAUUAGCAUUCAAUGUUUAUUUAUUAAAUGUGCUUUUGUCAGGGACAACUAUUAAUCAGUUGUAAAUUGCAAAUUUUAAAUUAUUUUUUUGCUGUCGUCAGCGGCAAAGUGUUGAGUGCUUUAGUGAUGAGCAAAACAAGUGCAAUGUAGUAAAUUACAUAUGGCUAAAACAAAAGAUCAAAUAAAAAAUACAGUGCGGCAACCAAACAUGUGUGUUUAGUUUAUAAAAUUAUUAAGCCAAUGUCUUAAGUUCUAAAAAUACAGAGUUAAUAAGGGUUUGCCUCCGUCAGACGAACUGGACACGUAUCCAUUAUCCCAGGGAGGUUAAUCUAAACUAAAGAUACUACAAUUUACAUGUGCAAGUGGGCACAGUAGAAAAUAUGUCACAAAAUCAAUCAUAUUUCUGGCAAACGACCAGACACAAUGUAUACCUGAAACGUACAGCUAAAUGGCACAUGGCCUUGGCCCUAAUGGUAAUACUCACAUUCUCCACGGUCUGUGCGGAGGAAUUUAAACGAGAUGUUGAAAAUAAUGCGAACUCAUUAACCGGAGUGGACAGCAACUUGCUAAAUGAAGUUGUUGGACAAAAGCCAACGGAAUUGAAUGCUAUACCAGAAAAAUCAAAGGAAGAACGUGAAGCUAAAGGCAAGGGGAAUUUUAUCGAUGCUUUUACAGCAUCGAUCUCUGUUAUCUUAUUAACGGAGCUAGGCGAUAAGACUUUCUUUAUUGCUGCCAUAAUGGCCAUGCGUCAUCCCCGUUUAAUUGUCUUUGGCGGUGCAAUUGCCGCUCUAGCCCUAAUGACGGUACUCUCAUGCGUAUUCGGAAUGGCAGCUAACUUUAUUCCUAAGAUUUACACGUAUUAUAUCUCAACUGCAUUAUUUUUAAUAUUCGGCUUAAAAAUGUUGUAUGAUGGCUACAAAAUGAAGCCCACGGAUGCUCAAGAAGAACUCGAAGAGGUGCAAACUGAUUUGCGUAAGCGUGAAGAUGAGUUGAUGCGCAAAGCUUCACGGAAAUAUGAUGAUACGGAGGCCAAGCGUAAGAAUAGCAAUUCGGACAAAGAAGAUGCCAGCGAGCAGGCAUUGAUAGAUGGACGAAAUGGGACUACUAGUGGAGCCAAUACAACCAACUCAUCGUCCAACGAGAUGCAACAUCGUCAGCGCAAACAACGUGGCAGCAGCAUCAACCAUCAUCACAACAACAACAUCAACAAUAAUAAUAAUACCACCAAUUCUAGCUGUGAUAAAACUGGGACAAAUGAUGCUAAUGGCCGUCAUCAUGCUCAUGCUCAGCAUGAAACUGAAGUCUAUCUCAAGGAGGGCGGACGCAUUGUGGAACAAUUGAAAAUGACAAAUUUCAGUCCAUCCCAUUCAUUGGCAUCAUCCAACCAGACCGAACAAACCAAUUGUGAUAAUCUAAACGCUUCCGUCACUGAUACCAAAAUUGCAGCAGCAGCCACCAUAGGAGACUCUGCUGUCGACAAUGAUGACGAUGAUGAUAAUGUUAAACCACUGGGUCGAGCUCCUUUGGCCAAUCAUGAGAGUAUGCAUAGCCUGGACGAGGCGGUAACAACAACAAAUGGCGGGCUUAAAGCACGGCUGGAUCGUGAUGUUAAUGCUGCGCUUGUCAAUGAUGCUGAAAGCGGACGUCGUCGUCCGCAACGUCGUGGUGCCACCUAUUUUACCAUGCGCAUACUUGCCCAGGCCUUUACUAUGACCUUCUUGGCUGAGUGGGGUGAUCGCUCUCAGUUAACAACUAUUAUUCUAGCCGCCAGCAAGGACGUUUAUGGUGUUAUUGCUGGAGGCAUUCUUGGCCAUUGCAUUUGCACUGGCCUGGCUGUGAUUGGUGGUCGUCUGGUGGCUUCCAAAAUCUCUGUGCGCACUGUCACCAUUGUUGGUGGCAUUGUAUUCAUUGGCUUUGCUGUCUAUGCGGUUCUUAUGCCGCCCGAUGACUUGCAACAGAACUAAAAGCACUAAUUCAACGACAACUACAACAACGACGACCACCCAAAAAAAAAAAAACUAAAACAAAACACAAACAACACAUAUAAACACAAAAAAAAGUUAGAUAUUAAGUUGUAGUUUCUCCGUUUUUCUUGAUUUUCGUUUUCUUCUUUCUUCAUUCUUUCUCUUGCCAGAGGAGCAAUUUAAAAACUAACUAAAAUCCAAUUUUGGCCUAGCUAAUAUUGUUAGCAUUGCGGGCUCUAGCCAUGACAUUUAAAAUUUAUACAUCAUUUUUCGGAUUCACUAUAAUUAUGAGAAAGCUAUCUUGUUUUUUUUUUUUUCUUUCUUCUUUAGUAUUGAUUGAAAUGUGUCAGUUUAAGUAUUAAAGAUUGUAUAUAUACGAACAUAUGUAUGUACAUAUAUCGCGUGCUUGUUCCGCCUAGGCGCUCCUCUUAUUUGAUUUAUUUACGUAGCAUUGUUUACUUAAAAACCAAAUGAACUUUGUAUAUUUUUCCAACCAUUUAUGCAAAUGUUUUUCUUUGUAUAAAAAAAAACUUAGUAAAUUGAGCAAAAAGCAAAAACGAAUAA